AUGGCAGCAGACCCGUUUUCCGCUGUCCCAUAUGAGAUUGUCGCUCAUAUCCUGAGCUUUGUCCCACGGCCUGACCUCCCGACUGUGUGCCUGAUCAAUCAAUCACUUUGCCGCUGUGCUGAACCAAUUCUCUGCUCUGACAUCACCCUUGAAUGGACUCAUCAGAGGAAAUCUCCGCCUAUUAUUCCUCUACUACAGAAGCUUUUCCGCAGGCCAGAGCUAUUUGACUGCAUCGAUGCUGUCUCACUGACCGGCGAUGAUUUUGUUGGGAGAGACCCCUCUCCCCCUUUGACGGCCACGGAAUCUACAGUAACCGAGUUUGAACGCAUCAUCAAAAGCUUCGACGCUCCAUUUGCUGAUGCCUGGGUUGAAAAACUCCGGGAAGGCAGCAUGGACGCCUUUGCUGCUCUACUGAUAGCGCAUCUCUCCAAGGUCCGCCGCCUCACAAUCACAGACAAUUAUAUCCGCCGGCUUGAUCUCAUCGGCAAAACCCUCCAGUCAAAAGCCAUCGGACAGCAUCUGCCCAGAUUUGAACGGCUGAAGCUCAUCACCUACUUCCACGGGUUUGAUUAUUAUGCGCCCGCGCCCCCGCACAGGUCCGAUGAAGUCAUGGCUCUCUUUCAUGUACCAACAGUCACCCACCUGGCGGCUCAGAUGGGCAGCACUGAGCUCUUCCACUGGCCCGCAGGAGAGCCUGAUCUCGGGUGCUUGACCUCCUUAGACUUGGAAGGGUGCUGCGCAACUUUUAUGGCAAAGAUACUGGCCCUGACUCGGAGCCUAAAGUCGCUUUCCUGGCGAUGGGAAUAUGCACCUGAGACUGACGAUCCUUGGAUGACUACGGAUCUCGACUUGGACGAAAUCAUUUCGGCGCUAUCAUACGUUAAAGACACCCUAGAGAAGCUUCAGUUCAGAAUCACUGUCUACAGUGGCUACAGGCGUGAAGGUGAACCUGCCAUGGAUGUCUCGGGGUCGUUCGGCGGUCUUGUCAACUUUAACAGGCUGACCGAAAUCGAGGUACCGUUGGCAUGCCUUGCAGACUUUGGAGCCCAGCCCCAACCUCUGGAUCGACAUGUCCCUCGCAGUGUUGAGAUACUUUCCCUCUCCACAAGUAUGCUCUACAAUGAAGGAGUUCUCUGGAUCCCGGAUGAUGAGUGGCCAACGGACCAGGAUGUUGUGCAGCUGCUUCAACAAUUAGUCAAGAGCUACCCGACCAAGCUGCCACAGCUACGGCUUGUCAAGAUUAUUGACGAUAUUUCGUGCUUUGAAAAUAGACAGUUUGACGAGAUGCUGGCAAACACCCCUUUGGAUAUAGAUAUCGAGGUUGUGCGCUCCAUCUCACCGCUUUGGGAUAUCUCUGUAUAG
Molecule: messenger RNA, 1362 nt
Organism: Clonostachys byssicola
Lineage: Eukaryota; Fungi; Ascomycota; Sordariomycetes; Hypocreales; Bionectriaceae
Source: the annotation of a GenBank genome assembly